This is a messenger RNA of Pestalotiopsis fici W106-1, 3285 nucleotides long. RefSeq lists its product as uncharacterized. Gene Ontology annotation, biological process: carboxylic acid metabolic process. Lineage: Eukaryota; Fungi; Ascomycota; Sordariomycetes; Amphisphaeriales; Sporocadaceae. The record is from RefSeq and is a predicted model, not a curated record. Bases 1 to 3285 code for a protein of 1094 amino acids. The transcript has 13 exons. Gene Ontology annotation, molecular function: pyridoxal phosphate binding; carbon-carbon lyase activity.
AUGGCCGUAGAAUCGUCAGCCAUCUUCCCUCAUGACUUGGUCUCCAAGCUCAAAUCAGAGCUGCCAGAGAUCAAAUCCCACGAAGCGCCGGAUCUGGAGGAUGACCAUUCAGACACCGUCUACGCUGCUAGCCCAGAGCAUGGCACAGCCUGGUCCUCAUAUCGGACACCGGAUGUCUCCCACCAGAUCAUCAGUUCCUACUUCAUUGGUCCUCAAGCAGAGAACCUCCGCUACUUUGAGAACAAUAUUCAUACCAUCCUUGAGGAGCUCCGCUUGGCUCGAACCAAGUACUACCCUGAAGAUGGCAAAUUCAUCACCGAAAGCGUGCAAAAGAGCCCAGCCUUUAAGAAGUCGAUGAAAAAGUUGAGCAAUGCUGUUCAGAAAGCAGCAAACCUACUGGGACGGACCUCGAUUCCAUUCUGGUCUCCGCGAUAUGAAGCGCACAUGUGCACAGACAUGAGCAUGGCGUCCCUUCUUGGCUACUUCAUGACCAUGAUCUACAACCCCAAUAAUGUAGCUCUCGAGGCGAGCCCCUUGUCCACUGUGGCAGAGAUUGAAGUAGGUGAGCAGCUCUGCGAGCUUUUCGGAUACAACAUCGACGAGGACAAUCAUGAUUCUCCGCAGGGCUGGGGACAUGUCACCUGCGGAGGAACAGUUGCAAAUCUUGAAUCGAUCUGGUAUGUUAAAGCGAUACUGACAUGUAAUCGAGCCCGUAACCUCAAGUUUUACCCUCUCUCCAUCCGCGAAGCCAUGCUAGACGAUGGACCUUUGAGCUUUCUUAACUCAAAGUUCUCAAUCGAGACUUGUGCCGGAGAAGAAAAGCUGUUCUCUGAGCUUUCUGAUUGGGAGCUGUUGAACCUCAAGCCCAACGACGUUCUUGACAUACCUGACCGACUGUAUCAGGAAUACGGCAUAUCCAACAAGUUCUUGUCGGACGUGAUGAACAAGUUCACCAUCCAGUCUACUGGCAAAGAUGGCCUCGAAUACAAGUACACAAAAGACAAGCCUGCUCAGUACAUGUUGGCCACAACAAGACAUUACAGUUGGCCCAAAGGCGCAGCUGUUGCCGGAAUCGGCUCGAAUAAUGUCAUUGGUAUUCCAGUUGACAAUGCCGCUCGAGUGGAUCUUGACGAGCUGGAGAAGAAGCUUGAAGAGAGCCUGGAGAAUGAGCGACCUGUAUAUGCAGUCGUCGCAAUCAUUGGCUCGACCGAGGAGGGGGCUGUCGACCCGUUGAGCUCCAUCUUGGCUCUGAGGAAGCAAUACCAGGCCAAAGGACUGUCAUUCUUGGUCCACGCCGACGCUGCCUGGGGCGGCUACUUUUGCAGCAUGUUGCCCAAGUCUUACCGACCUGGAGACAUAACCAAUUUGCCAACAGAAAUGGGCGACGGUGAUGGUUUUGUCCCCGAUGCCAGCCUGAGGGCAGAGACCCAGGAAGAUCUCUAUGCCAUGCGCUUUGCCGACUCCAUCACGGUCGACCCCCACAAGGCAGGUUAUAUUCCAUAUCCCGCUGGAGGUCUGUGCUAUCGAGAUGGGCGAAUGAGGUACCUUGUUACUUGGACAAGUCCAUAUUUAUCUCGAGGGUCUGUCACGAGCAUUGGCAUCUAUGGAGUUGAGGGCAGCAAGCCCGGUGCUGCAGCUGUGUCUACAUGGCUAUCCAAUAAGACCAUUGGAUUGAAUCAACAGGGAUACGGCGCUCUGCUUUCCGAGGUGACUUGGACAUGUACACGUCUUUCUGCAGAAUGGGCUGCCAUGACAAGUUCCACGUCCCCCUUUGUCUGCGUUCCAUUCAAUGAGCUCCCGUCUGAGCGCGCUGCGAAUUCCAGCCCGGAAAAGGUCGAGGCGGAAAAGACGCGGAUCCGAGAAGAAAUCCUCAAGAAGAGCAAUGCCGACAUUGUCAAGGACGACCAGUCGCGUCCGCGCGACCAAAAGGCCAUGAAGCUCAUGCGCGACUUGGGAUCCGAUCUCAACAUUAAUGCUUUUGCCAUCAAUUUCCGCUACUCGGACGGCCGCCUCAAUGAGGACGUGGAAGAGGCCAAUUACCUCAUGAAGAGAGUCAUUGAGGCCCUUUCCGUCGACAGUCCUGAUGACGAUCCCUCCAAGAUUCCGCUUUACUUGACAUCCACCGAGUUCUCCGACGAGCUUUAUGGCAACUGCAAGAAACACUUCAUGAAGAGACUCGGACUCGAGGACAGCACACAGGACCUCAUGGUUCUUCGAAAUGUCAUCAUGUCGCCAUUCCCAACUGAUGGUAACUUUAUCAAUCGUCUGGCAGAGAUUUUCUACAAGACAGUCAAGGACGAGACCGAGAUUGUUCGCAAGCGCAAUGAGAUUGGAGAGGAUCUCCACAGCUUCCUCAUCCAAGGCGCCGAAAAGAUCUUCCUCAUCCAUUUGCCCAUGUUCCACGUGGCAAACCACCGCCAGCAGCUCAUUGUCUCUGUAGACUUUGAUCAAAAGUCGCGACAGAAAUACAUUGACAUGAAAAGGGCCAAUCCCAACGAGCCAAUGAUUCUCGUCACCCAGAACAAGACCCUGCUUCCAGAAAUCAUCAAGAACAAUGGCACCUUUGCUGCUCAGAUCAAGACCGAACAUUCUGGUGUAAUUUUGAAGAAUGUCAAGGUCAAGGUAACCUCCACAGUCGUCAGCCGACCUCUGAACUCGAAGUGGCGUCUGCCAAACUAUCCACAGAAGUUUAUGCCCUUUUACCUUUACGGUAGUGCCAACGAGGCCAAUAUCGAUCACGUUAUUGUCCGUGCCCCCAACACCCAGCUGUCGGCCGGGCGCUGCACCGUCAACCUAGAAGGAGGAUCCGGCGGCGACGACAUUUGGUCCAAGCCCCUCAUCUUGACCCUCGAGGAUGUCUACGAGGAGACGAUGCAGCCCUUCCCACCCAACAGCGAAAUCGUCAGCAAGAAUGGCGCCAUUGUCGCCGAGCCCCGCACCAAGCCGUCCACGGCAAUGAACGGCUCAGCUCACGGACCCGGCAGGACCUCACCGGCAUCCGUCAUCACGUCCGAGACGCGCAGCGGCAAGAUGCGUGGCUCGGGAUUCUUCUUCCGCCCAGGCGCCAAGUUCAACAUCAAGGUGUACGAGGAUGGCGACCGGGAUGACGACGACGUUGGCUUUGCAAGCUUCAGACUGGGCAAGGAGCUGGCCAAGGGAACUAUUGAGCUUGGCGACAGCGUCUAUGUCGACAGCGAGGCCAUGAACUUUGAUCCAUUCCAAAAGGUUGACAAGGUGGCUGACUGGAGACACGAGUUUAGUCAGAUUGGCAAGGAGCUCGAGUAG